Molecule: messenger RNA, 649 nt
Organism: Aspergillus sclerotioniger CBS 115572
Lineage: Eukaryota; Fungi; Ascomycota; Eurotiomycetes; Eurotiales; Aspergillaceae
Exons: 4
Coding region: 135-491 (118 amino acids)
Source: RefSeq, a predicted model, not a curated record
UAUCUACUUGGCUAUUUAUUGGGAUUGAUAUACUACGCUGUUAGAUCUUGCCUACUUACCUAUCCUAUAUCCUUGGAAUAACGAGAAGUCCCCAAAAGACAUACACACACAAAGAAACAAACAAAACGAGCAAAAUGUCCUUCCUCCCUUCCAUCCGCACCACCACCACUCUCCGUCCCAGCACCUUCGCCCUCACCCGCCCAACCACCAUCUACGCAUCCCUCCACACCAGUAUUCCCCGCCGAGGCCUGAAGGAAUCAGACCACAACCGCGAAGACCUAGCCUCCAUCUACGAAGCCGAGAAACACGACCAAUUGAGAAGUACCAAGGAGGGAAAGGCGAAGUGGAAGCAGGAAAUCGCGAGUGAUAGUGAGGCGUCGGUCAAGGCCGAUCGCGGAGAAGUGGACAGUGACGAUAAGAGUUUCGGGGCUAUGCAGGAGAGGACGAAGGGGUUGCCGAAUCGGGAUGGACCGGUUAAUAAGACUCAAUGAGUAAAUAAAUAGGUUAUGGUGGAUUGUUGGGUUGAUGUGGAUUAUAUCUUGAGGAAUAUUAUGUGCUAUAUCUUUGUUUGUUUCUUGUAUUGUUAUUGUUGUUGGGUAAAAGCAUGAGAUUGAGAUGAUAUUUGACUCUGCCAAUGUAAGGAAUGGUA